Molecule: messenger RNA, 954 nt
Organism: Balearica regulorum gibbericeps (East African grey crowned-crane)
Lineage: Eukaryota; Metazoa; Chordata; Aves; Gruiformes; Gruidae
Source: RefSeq, a predicted model, not a curated record
AGAAUGGUGAAUAACAUUGAAGACCCUCAAGAGGCUUUAUAACGUCCCAUCCCCAUGUAAAGUAUGCUCAGAACUUUUCCAGUAGUUCUGCUGGAAACCAUGUCUCACUACACAGACGAACCAAGAUUUACCAUAGAGCAGAUAGACCUGCUUCAGCGCCUGAGACGUACAGGAAUGACCAGACAUGAAAUCCUCCACGCUCUGGAAACCUUGGAUCGUCUUGAUCAAGAGCAUAGUGACAAAUUUGGAAGAAGGUCUAGCUAUGGAGGCGGUUCCUACAGCAACAGUACCAACAAUGUCCCAGCAUCUUCCUCUACAGCCACAGCUUCAACACAGACCCAGCAUUCUGGGAUGUCCCCGUCACCGAGCAACAGUUACGACACCUCCCCACAGCCUUGCACUACUAACCAGAACGGGAGGGAGAGUAACGAGAGGUUGUCUGCAUUCAACGGGAAGAUGUCACCUACCCGCUACCCGCUUGCAAACAGCUUGGCUCAAAGGUCAUACAGUUUUGAAGCUUCUGAAGAGGACUUGGACAUUGAUGACAAAGUGGAGGAACUGAUGAGGAGGGACAGCAGUGUGAUAAAGGAGGAAAUCAAAGCCUUCCUAGCCAAUCGGAGAAUUUCCCAAGCAGUUGUUGCACAGGUAACAGGUAUCAGUCAGAGCCGGAUCUCCCAUUGGCUGUUGCAGCAGGGGUCGGACCUGAGUGAACAAAAGAAAAGGGCAUUUUACAGAUGGUACCAGCUUGAGAAGACAAAUCCUGGGGCUACGUUAAGCAUGAGACCCGCUCCUAUCCCAAUAGAAGAGCCAGAAUGGAGACAGACGCCUCCCCCAGUCACAGCUACCUCUGGGACCUUCAGACUACGGCGAGGCAGUCGGUUCACAUGGAGAAAGGAGUGCCUGGCUGUUAUGGAAAGGUAUGUCACUUUGGGGUUACGGAGAUGGGCAUUUUAA